CCAAAAGAUAAAAAAAUUAUUGAUUUUACCAAAAAAUUAAUCAAACAAAAUAAACAAAAAUAGUUAUGGCAUACUUUGCGUUGCUUUGGAAAGCGAGGACUAUAGAAAAAUAUAGGCAGAAUUACGAAAAUGAGAAAUAUAAUUCGAUCAUGGCCGCAAACACACCGAUACCAGAGAAAUCGUUGUCGCAAAGAUGGCGCUACUACCGUUCGGACACUCGCAAACGGAUUUCAAAGAUAUUCAAAAGACUAUACCCCGAAGGUUCCUCCAUAUCCCACUUUUUGCUAUAUUUGAAAACUGAUUUGACAAUUCCGAACUUUAUUCUCAAGAGCGUACUUGGAUUUCUUGGUGGCAUUAUGCUGACGUAUCUUUGCUUCUUAUUCUUGGUCUUUCAACUUUCUAUUUCCCUUUUUCACGCGACCGUCGUGAGUUUUAUUAUUGGAGUACUGCUUACUUUGGGCUUGGCUUUUAGUAAUAGAAUCAGAUGUUUAGUAUUUCUUCUGAUCCCCCAAUUAUUCUCUCGCGUGGGAAGGUACACCCUGACUUGUUAUGCCUUAGUUCUGAUUCUGACUGGUCCCGCCAAGAAUACUUUGAAGAAUUCAGAAAUAUUAACGGAGUCUAUGGCGUGUCAACAGGUACAAAUAAAGGCCACCGUCAACCAAAUUAGAUACUCGAUGAGAAAACCAUACAAUUCAAUGGGAAACUCCAUAAAUAUAAUUAUACAUAGACUGAACAACGUUAGAAGACAAUUCAAGGCGAUUUUACUGAAAUUAAAUCGAUUGGUCUUAAGCAUCCUAGAAGUCAUACAGUCUGGAUUCUCCUGGUUGAAUUCAUUGACAGAAAUUUGCAACAAAAGAUUUGGCACACCACUCGAAAGAUGUAAGAAAGUCUUAAAUGAAGGUAUCGCACAAUGUAAAAAGAGACAAGAUCAAAAUUCCAACUGGGAUUGUGAUAUAUCAGACAAAGCGAAUAUCAUUUGCUCUAACGCCAAACGAUAUAAUGUUAUUUGUGUGUAUGUUGAUUAUAUCGAUGGGAGUAUUAUUGCUACAAUCAAAAAGAGGUUGAAGAACUACUCCAAGCGUAUCAGGAAUAUGCUCUACCUACAAAUACACACCCACCAUUCGUAUUCAUUCAGUAGUAACACCAGUCACUCCGCCAGCCAAGUGGCCGCUGGUAUCGUAACUGAAAUCAGGAAGAGAGCUGAUCCAUUGCUCACUUGGCUUUCUUGGAGUUCGUGCGUCACAAGCUUGUUUUUACUUCUUAUAAUAUUCAGAGCAAAAUAUUAUCAACACAUGUUCGAAACAAGGUCUCGCUUUGACAAUCGAUACAUAACGAAGGAGAUGCGCGAUUUGGACUUAAAAAGAUUGCGGCAAGGUAGAGAUACUGUCUUACCUCUAAAUAGAAGAGAACGCAUAAAGUAUGUUACGACGACCUCAUUUCGACUUGUUACUUCAGAGAAAGUCUAUAUGACCAGAUCUGCGGUAUUCACGGCUAUAACUACGUUCAAAUUACUCAUACACAUGGUCGCUGAUUACAGCUUGUUCUGGGUAUUAGCUACUAUACGACAUCACGGGAAAUUACAGACUAUAUUACCAAUGGAAGCCCCUGAUUCUGGAGUAAAUAUAUCAGGAACAGGAAAAAUGGCUGAGAUGUUUCAAUCUUUAUUAAAUGCCCUGAAAACUCCUUUAGAAUAUCAGCAAGCAAACGAGAAUUGUCUGCCAAAUCCUCAUCCACCUGACUUGCAGCGAUAUUCGCAAAUUGGAAUAUUAAUAUUUCUUCUGUGGUUCUUUGCGUUAUUCGAGCCGUAUGGGCUUCGUCUGCGUCACGUGAUCAUGGGGCACUAUAGGCCGGAACGUGCUAAGGCGAGAGCUGAAUGGUUGUACAACCACAUAUUAAGAACGAGAGGUGGUUUUAUGAAAUUCGCACGACGGAAAUUACAUCGUAAAUAUAAAUAUUGCACGGAAGAGAAAUAUACGUUUAUAAAAUGGCUGGAGACUCGUAUACCUUUUUGGUGGCUCCGAUCCUUAUUGGGCAUAAAUCCAAAAGAACCACACUGUCUUCUUUGUGGUACUGAGGAACAUCGAAAUGAUGCCAACACGCGCCUUCAAAGGUGCAAUUCCAUCAAUUGUCUUGGGAUCUACUGUACAAGUUGUUUUGUAGAUAUAGGUCAACUGUGCACAGUAUGUCUUUCCCCUAAUGAUUAUGGAGACUUAAGCGACGUGAGUUUAGAAAAGGGUUCAUCCGAUGAAAGUGAUGAAGAAUCUGACAGUAAAGCAGGCAGUACAACACAAUUAUUAGACAAGACCACUGAUGAUAUCAAUGAUGAGUUGCUACUUAUUAUAGAGGGUAAGAAAAGCAAUAUGUUACAAGAAAAAAGACAGAUAUUUAGUUCAAUACAGAACGAAGAUAGCACAGAGUUUUCCGAAAAUACACCACUUCUAUACGAUAGCGGUGCAGUUUUUAAUAAACAAACAUAUAUUUCAUAUAAUGAAUAUUCUUCUACUAGCAAUAAACGUGCUGUCAUAAGAAGCGCUUUCAAUAUCACAAGUGAAGAAAAUAAGCAACUAGAUGACCAAGAAUAUGAUAAGCGAGAAAUAUUUAACAGCAAUAUAGAAAAUAAACAUACUUGUUACUAUGUACGUAAAUUUCUAAACCUAUGUUCCGGUUACUGGCACGGUAUCAAGGAAAAUGUUACUUCAUGCAGUGAUUUAAUAAAUGCAUCAACAAAAAUCAAUCUUAAACGCGACAAUGUUACAAAAAAUUACAAACGUCGGAAAAAAAGUAAAAGUAACUCAAAAGCUACGACCAAAUACAGAAGUUACGAAAGAAAUGAUGAUGAAGAAACAAGGAAAUAUAGAAUAUCUGCAUUCCUUGAAGAACAAGAUUGGAUUAAAAGACUAGAAAGGAAAAGAUCUAAGAAAAUUCGAAAUAAGCGAUUGAAAGUAUUGAAUGAAGGAUUACGAUUAGAAAAUUUAAAAGAAAAUUAUGUUACUGAAACUGUUAAGAAUACAAAUUUUGAUUACAACAAUACAGUGUAUGAAAACUUUAACCAAAACUUUGGAAAUUUGCCCAAAUUAGAGAAAUGUGAAGUGUGUCAAGAACAUAUACCGAAUUCAUUAGUUGUUAACUCAAGAAAUGAGAAGACAUCUGCAGAUAUAACGAGACGAAUGUCAUUCUAUAAAUCAAUAGGAAAUGAUGAUUUCGAUAUAUUGAAAAACGAAUUAAAUCAAGAGCCUAAUAGAAAUUUUCCAUCGUCAAGCAAUACAGGCCAAACGAUUCCAAUAAUGAGGAAAGAGGAUAAUUUGAUCCAAAACGCAAAUAUUAAGAAUGGUAGACAUACAUCGAAUAGUAGAGAUGUAAAAUCAGAAAAUAAAACUGUAGUGCCAUCUCCAGUAGCAGUUCAAUUCUGCGAGUGCCUAUCUGAAGCUGGAACCAAACAUCAGCAGCCAGAAGAGAAACCCCAAAGGAAACUAACACAGAAGACCAAUAUAACUGAUGCUGAAGUGGAAGCCGCACCAGUUAUAUGUCACUGUGGUACACAAUAUACCACAACAUCAGAUAAUGUCAAAAAAGAUAAAAAAAUCAUUGCCAAAGUCCAGCUAGAGCAAAAAGAAAAGGCAACGAAAAAAGAGAUGGCAGAAGAUAUAGAAGCUCAACCUUCAAAAUUUCGUACCUCCAAUUAUGAAGACAGCAGGCCCGAUGAGAGGAAAGAAGAAAUUAGUGGGACCAGUUUUGAGAGUUCCAGCCAGAUGUGCUUGUUGAGGAAAUUAGCUGCUAAUGAAAACGUAUGGAGCGAAAUUUAUGAAUACACAUCAGGGAUUUCUAUCAAAUCAGAUUCUUUAAUAAGUAGCUCUAUAAAUAUCAAUGCAUCUAUAACAGACAACACUGUAUGCAGCUACGUAUGUAUAGAUAAAAUACAUGAUAAGAAAUUUAAAAAACCUAAAUACGCAGUGGUCACUAAAGCCAAUCAAUGUACUACCACAGACAGAGCCAGGUUAUGUGAUGUUAGUACUAUAAUUGACGAUUGGUGGAGUCCUAUUGUUGAAAGGAAGAAGAUUGGAGAAGUUUACUUUGAGAAGAAAGCGGGAGACUUUGAAUUAUUAAAUAAGAACGCUCGUAACAAGAGAAAGAGCAGAGCAGCUGCUACUGAUGGCAAAUUUGUAACGUUUACAAGUAAAGCUCAAAUUAUUCCCAGAGGUACAGAUGACAUUCUAUCGGCGUCACGUUAUCUGCUGCAGUCUCAGAAGUAUUACAACGAAUUGUUUAAUGCGAAAUAUAAUGGGUCGUACAUGUAUCCUAACGACGCGGUUCAGAAUCUUGAGAGAAAUCACUCGCCAAAUGAUAUUCAUCGCGCCCGCAAAAGUCACAGAAGUAAGCGACUGGAAGAAUGCUAUCCAUCAAGAAAAUAG
This is a messenger RNA of Achroia grisella, 4409 nucleotides long. RefSeq lists its product as uncharacterized. Gene Ontology annotation, cellular component: membrane. NCBI's taxonomy places the organism in Eukaryota, Metazoa, Arthropoda, Insecta, Lepidoptera, Pyralidae. The record is from RefSeq and is a predicted model, not a curated record. The transcript is spliced from 28 exons. The coding region runs from base 66 to 4409 and encodes 1447 amino acids.